UAGGAAGGAAGUUAGUAUUCAGAAGAGGGAAAACACCUGUUCUCAUAGCAUCACUCGGAGUCUCUGCAUCUUCACACGAAAUGGGAAAAUGGAGAAGAACUUCACAACACCUCUUAAGAUAUUCUUCAGGAAAGUAUCUUCGUCUUGGAAAAAACCCUAAUUUUAAUGAUCCGAUCCCGGAUUCAAGUUCAGGUUUUAUUCGUAUCAACGGGAAGUGCUUUAGUACGAAGAUCAGACCUAGCAUUGAGCAUCAAAAGAAUGUACAGAUAUUUUCAAAUACUUUAAGAGGUUAUAUUGGAAACUUCCAGUUAUCCAUACAUAGGAAUGUGGAUAAUCAAUCAUAUAAAGUGCAAUCCAGAAAUUUUGGUUCAACAACCAAGUUAAUCCAGAGGAAUACAUCUUUUGCAACAGUAACGGCUGAGGAUAUAAAGCAUUUUAAAGAAAUUUUGGGGGAGAAAAAUGUGAUUGAGGAUGAAGAUAGGUUGUCUAUUGCAAAUGUAGAUUGGAUGAACAAGUACAAAGGCUCUAGUAAGCUUUUACUUCAACCUAGGAGCUCUGACGAGGUCUCGCGAAUAUUGAAAUACUGUAAUUCGAGACGAUUGGCAGUUGUUCCACAAGGUGGUAAUACUGGUCUUGUAGGUGGAAGUGUUCCUGUUUUCGAUGAGGUGAUUAUCAAUCUCGGUUCCAUGAAUACCAUCAUCUCCUUUGACGAGGUCAGUGGUAUACUUGUAUGUGAAGCAGGAUGCAUAUUGGAGAACCUGGAUUCCUUCCUCGCUAACAAAGGAUUUAUCAUGCCACUUGAUCUGGGCGCAAAGGGAAGCUGUCAAAUUGGUGGAAAUGUUUCAACCAAUGCUGGUGGUUUGCGAUUUAUACGUUAUGGUUCACUUCAUGGCAACAUACUUGGUGUUGAAGCCGUCCUUGCAAAUGGUACUGUCGUUGACAUGCUAAGUACUUUAUGCAAAGACAAUACAGGGUAUGACCUGAAGCAGUUAUUCAUAGGUAGUGAAGGAUCCUUGGGAAUUGUGACUAAGGUUUCGAUACUCACCCCUCCCAAGCUGUCUUCGACAAAUCUAGCCUUUCUUGCCUGUAAUGAUUUUAUCAGCUGUCAGAAACUCCUGCUUGAAGCUAAGAGGAAGCUCGGAGAAGUUCUUUCUGCGUUUGAGUUCUUGGAUAACCAAUCUAUGGAUAUGGUUUUGACUCACUUAGAAGGGGUUCGUAAUCCAAUACCUCCCUCGGUAUACAACUUCUAUGUGCUUAUUGAGACAACAGGCAGUGACGAAUCAUACGACAGAGAGAAGCUCGAGGCGUUCCUGCUUAGCUCCAUGGAGGGUGGUUUGAUAUCUGACGGGGUUGUUGCGCAAGACAUAAACCAGGCUUCCUCGUUUUGGCGUAUUCGUGAGGGAAUAACAGAGGCAGUAAUGAAAGCAGGGGCUGUUUACAAAUAUGAUUUGUCUUUGCCUGUUGAAAAGAUGUACCAAAUUGUUGAGGAAAUGCGAUUGCGUCUCGGUCCUGCAGCAAAAGUUUUGGGUUAUGGUCACCUUGGAGAUGCUAACUUGCACCUGAAUAUCUCCACAUCCCAGUAUGAUAAUAAUGUUUUCGCACAAAUCGAACCGUUUGUGUAUGAAUGGACAUUUAGCAACCGAGGAAGCAUCAGUGCCGAGCAUGGCCUUGGAUUGAUGAAAGCGAACGAGAUUCACUAUAGCAAAUCACCUGAAACCGUGCAACUUAUGGCUUCUAUCAAAAAGUUGUUCGACUCGAAUGGGAUAUUGAACCCUUAUAAAGUUCUUCCACACUCCCUUCUCCCUUCAAACUGAGAGAGGUAAAGCAUUCGAUCCUUGAAACUCUCACCAUGAUGUUUGGUUGUCAGACAAAUUUGUAAAAUUUUCAGCAGUACCUUGUUUAGUGUUGACUACAUGCUACGUGUGAGGUAUCAAACCCCAUUGCUAAGUUGGGGCGGACAAGCCACAAGGGUGCAAUGUAAGGAGUGAAGUGAUACACUGAUUGAUGAAUCAGAACUUUUGACAACUAUUGAUGAUUUGAAGAAGAGGAGCGUGUGAUUCCAUCUCCCACCUGCAAAGGAGUAUCUUAUAUUGAAUCCUGACCAAACCUUGAUUCCCAAUGAACAACACCCUUGCUAGGAAGAAACUGUAUAGUUGUAGAAACUAUCAAAUAGAACAAGUAUGUUUGUUUGGUCAUGUUGACUUGGUCGAAUUGUUCUAAGGUCCUUAAAAAUAUAUUAAUAGUUUGAUCCAAAAUAAAUUAUUAUUUAUUAUUACUCA
This is a messenger RNA of Papaver somniferum (opium poppy), 2279 nucleotides long. RefSeq names its product D-2-hydroxyglutarate dehydrogenase, mitochondrial. Lineage: Eukaryota; Viridiplantae; Streptophyta; Magnoliopsida; Ranunculales; Papaveraceae. The coding region runs from base 81 to 1814 and encodes 577 amino acids. The transcript has 15 exons. Gene Ontology annotation, cellular component: mitochondrion. Gene Ontology annotation, molecular function: catalytic activity; FAD binding. The record is from RefSeq and is a predicted model, not a curated record.